Molecule: messenger RNA, 764 nt
Organism: Odocoileus virginianus texanus
Lineage: Eukaryota; Metazoa; Chordata; Mammalia; Artiodactyla; Cervidae
Source: RefSeq, a predicted model, not a curated record
GUCUCCCCCUGCUCCUGCCUCCCACCGCUGCAGAGUCCCUGGCACCUGGAGAGUCUGCCACUGUUGUCAUGGGCAUUAAUUUCUGUGACUCAACCCAGGCGGCCAACUUCCAGCUAUGCACCCAAACCCGACAGUUCUAUGUCUCCAUUCAGCCACCCGUUGGGGAGCUGAUGGCCCCCGUGUUCCUGAGUGAGAAUGAGUUCAAGAAAGAACAGGCAAAGCUGACGGGCAUGAAUGAGAUCACAGAGAAGCUCACGCUGCCAGACACCUGUCGGAGUGACCACGUUGUGGUGCAGAAAGUGACGGCCACAGCCAACCUGGGUCGUGUCCCUUGCGGGACAUCUGACGAAUACAGGUUUGCAGGGAGGACGCUGACCAGUGGGAGCCUGGUCCUGCUGACGCUGGAUGCCCGGCCCACUGGAACUGCCCAGCUGACGGUCAACAGCGAGAAGAUGGUGAUUGGCACCAUGCUGGUGAAGGACGUGGUACAGGCCCUGACCCAGUGAUACCAAGGGCUGUGACCUGUGUGACCCCUUCUUGUCCCUCCCUCGUGACAUGUAGGCUAUUAGCCUCUCUCUCUCGCUCUCUCCUCAUCCCAUGUAGCAUCCAGGGGGGUCCUCUCUCUCUCUGGUCAUUGCCAGGCUCCCUUCUGGUCCCCCCACUCCAAGGUUCCUUAGUGAUCUGUGCAGAGGGAUUCCAUUCAGCCUUCCCAGCUUGGUGUGGCUAUUUAUGUGGCAAAAGCUCAAUAAAAUAUCUUCUCCCUA